AUGACAACACCAGCUCCUCCUCCAGCCACUCCUCCUCAAGCACCUAAUCUUAAAGGAAGUAGAACAGAAAAAAACCUUGCAGCUGCAUUCACAGGCGAAUGCAUGGCAAGAAAUAGGUAUUAUUUUUAUGCAAGCAAAGCUAAAAAGCAAGGAUACGAACAGAUUUCAGAAAUUUUCUUAGAAACAGCUGAAAAUGAGCGUGAACAUGCUAAAAAAUUCCUCAAGCUGAUGGGAACUGGCGAAGCAACACCAGUAACGUUUCAGAUGGUUAUCCCUAAUACUCAAAUAAAUACAACUCUUGAAAACUUACGUACAGCAGAACGUGGUGAAGCUGAAGAAAACAAUAUCGCUUACCCACACAUGGCUGCUAUUGCUGAACAAGAAGGUUUCGAAGAAAUUGCCAAAUAUUUCCGCAAAGUCGCUGAAGUUGAACGUGAACAUAGAAUUAGAUUUGGCCUCCUCGCUGAUCAGCUCGAAUCAGAUACAUUAUUCAAGAAAUCCAAGGAUUACAAAUGGAAAUGCAGAAACUGCGGUAACAUUUUUGAAGGUCCAGAACCUCCAGAGAAAUGUCCGGUUUGUGGCCACGCUCAAAGCUUUUAUCAAAUCAAGGAAAUAUUCGAAUAA
Trichomonas vaginalis G3 is the source of this 624-nucleotide messenger RNA. Its product is annotated as rubrerythrin family. The transcript has a single exon. Gene Ontology annotation, molecular function: oxidoreductase activity; iron ion binding. The record is from RefSeq and is a predicted model, not a curated record. NCBI's taxonomy places the organism in Eukaryota, Parabasalia, Trichomonadida, Trichomonadidae. The coding region runs from base 1 to 624 and encodes 207 amino acids.